Paramecium sonneborni is the source of this 357-nucleotide messenger RNA. NCBI's taxonomy places the organism in Eukaryota, Ciliophora, Oligohymenophorea, Peniculida, Parameciidae. The record is from the annotation of a GenBank genome assembly.
AUGUAAUGUUAUUCAUGUUCAAUAGAAUUAUUAAAGCCAAAGUUGAAUUCUAUUUCUAAUAUUAAGGAUAAACUACUUUAAAUUACUCAAUUAUCCAAUAUAAACAGCCAAUAAAAACUAAUUAGAACACCAUCAAAUACAAUAUAUCUCUUAAGUUCUUUAUAAGAAAUUUAAAGUAAUAUAAAUUUAAGGAAGGUUACUCUAUCUGAUACAAAAUUAAAUACCCUUAAUUUUUUUAAUUCGAAUUUAAACAAAACUAAGUUCAGGAAUGUAUCAAUUUAAUCCUGCAAUUUCACCUGUACAAAAAUUAAAUAAGCUAAAUGGGAAAAUAUAAUUUUAACGAGAAAUAAACUUUGA